AUGGCGGAUUCAAAGCAGAAACUCCGAGUGGUCAUUGUGGGUGGAUCAAUUGCUGGUCUCACAUUGGCACACUGCCUAAUUAAACACGGAAUUGAUUUCGUCGUGCUAGAGGCGCGCGAUGAGAUUGCGCCUUAUGAGGGUGCUUCGAUUAGUGUCAUGGCACUUGCUGGGUUGGCACUUGAUCAACUAGGUAUCAUGGAUGAUAUUCUUGAGGAAAGUGAUCCAGUGCAGGAUUUAUACAAUUAUGAUGCAGAUGGAAAACUGAUCUGUUAUUUGGAUAUCCCAAAGCGGUUCACGGAAUGGUUUGCGUACGGUUCAGUUUUCUUACCGCGUCAAACACUACUUCGGAUCUUAUACAAACACCUACGAGAACAACAGAGCUCUGUCUUUACAGGCAAAAAGGCCACCGACGUCGAUCAUCAUGAUGGCGGUGUCAUGGUCCGCUGCGCCGAUGGGUCGUCGUUUCAGGGUGAUAUCGUUGUCGGCGCUGACGGAGUGAGGAGUCAAGUCAGACAGCAAAUGUGGUCGCAUAUGGAUACAAUUGGAAUGGGAAAGGAAGCCCAGGCAGAUCGUGAUCUAAUGACGUGUCAAUGGAGCUGUGUAUUCGGAAUCGCUUCACCUGUGCCCGGAACGAAAUCACCCGGGUAUUACCGCACAUACGGUGAAGGUUGGCAUAUUCUCGUGGUUGUUGGAAAGUAUGAUAAGGUUUACUGGUUCUUUUUCAGAAACCUGGAUCGCCUAUACGAAGCCCAUGAGAUUCCACGAUUCAAGAACGAGGACAUUGAGGCACAUAUCACACCUUAUCUUGGUGCGACGGUUCACGGAUCUGUUAAAUUGGGGGACAUAUGGAAGCGAGUAGAAGCUACAGCUUGGGUUCCAAUAGAGGAGGCUCUCCACGAGCAUUGGUCUGUAGACCGAUUUGCAUGCAUCGGAGAUGCAGCACACAAGAUGACACCGAAUGGGGGGCUCGGUGGUAACACAGCCAUUGAAAGCGCAGUCUCCAUCUCCAACUCCAUUGCUGCUAUUCAAAGAUCCGGAAAGAAACAAACCAAGGAGAUCGGUCAAGCUUUAAAGGAGUGGGAAAAGCAUCGCAAGGACCGGCUUGUAGCUCACUACAAAGCUGCAGCUGACAAUGUCCGAUUGGACACGUUAGCAGAGCCCAAACACAAGGUCCUCUUGAAGUAUAUGGGAAUCUUUGGGCCAAUAGCCGCAAUUAGUCGAUCGGUUCUUACAGCUGGUGCAGAGAGAGUUGACUGUCUACCUCCACCAGCAAAAUCCUACCAAGGAACCAUGCCCUACAAGUGUCACGAUGAUUUGACACGAGUCGUCAAAGAGAAAAAAUCCAAGAGAGCACUCUGGAGUCUCCCACUUCUAGGCUUUACAGCAGUCGGUGUCUCAACAAUGGGCGUAAUCAUGCCUAAAGUACUUCCAGAUUUAAUUAGCUUGAUGAAGCAAGGAAUCUGGGUUCUGAACACAGACAGCAUAGUCAGCCUGAGUGCCCCCAUACUCGGCUACAAAUCGUUAGACGACUUCCUGAGAAUCUUCACGACAUUCUUCCUACCGAGCCUCACAGGCGCAGACCCCGUAUCGCAAUCGCAAGCAUUUACCUUCCUUAUGGAUGCCACUGGUAUCUUCGGUAUCUGGCUCUUAGAAAGCUACCGAAAAGCACACACCAAAACAGCACCACUACUUCCAAUUUUAAUGGCUAGUCUAGCCCAAUUGAGAGGAAUGGGAAUAAUCGGUCCAAUAUACUCCGCUCUCCAAUAUCUAUCCAUCUCCAUCGAAGACAUGGCCGGAAAUCACAAGCGUGAAAUAGAGCCAACAACAACAUACACUCUUCUCGCCUCUUCGCUAAUCGCUCAAGGUGUACCAUGUCAAGCAUCUUUCCUGGCGCCCUCUCUCAGCGAUAGAAGAUGGUGGAACGCCAUCUGGCAACUCUUCCCAGUACUAGUCCCGCUCGUUCAAAUCCCCCUAAAGAUGGUCUUAAGCAACCAGAACACCGAGUCCGCAUCGCUGGAGAUCCGGAAAGAAAACCGCCAAAGAAGUAUCAAAACGAUCAGGGUAGCGUACCGUUCUUUCGCUGCGGUUUCCGCGUUAGGGUUCUUGUAUGCCCGUAAUAUCGCGCCGGGUGGAUCUUCGGCCAUGAGCCUUUUCUGGCCUGGUUGGAUCAAACCUGAAGGUCUUUCGCUAAUGGAUGGACUUCGGAAGUUCCUGCAAUGGGAUCAGAUAUUGACUAUGGGAUCUGGAUUCGUGUGGUUGGCAUUACGCUUUAGGGAGUUGAAGAAAUCAGGCGUACAGUUUUCUGCUUGGAAGGGUGCUUUGGGGUUGAUUGGAACUACAUGUGCCUUUGGACCGGGGACUGCAUUUGCGCUUGGAUGGGGAUGGAAGGAGGAAUUACUUCACAAGUUAGAUGUCAGUCUGAGGCUGUGA
Messenger RNA from Penicillium longicatenatum, 2430 nucleotides. RefSeq names its product FAD-dependent oxidoreductase. Bases 1 to 2430 code for a protein of 809 amino acids. Lineage: Eukaryota; Fungi; Ascomycota; Eurotiomycetes; Eurotiales; Aspergillaceae. Gene Ontology annotation, molecular function: FAD binding. The transcript has 5 exons. The record is from RefSeq and is a predicted model, not a curated record.